Myxocyprinus asiaticus (Chinese sucker) is the source of this 4890-nucleotide messenger RNA. Its product is annotated as polycomb protein suz12-A-like. Bases 1580 to 3403 code for a protein of 607 amino acids. Lineage: Eukaryota; Metazoa; Chordata; Actinopteri; Cypriniformes; Catostomidae. Gene Ontology annotation, cellular component: ESC/E(Z) complex; nucleus. Gene Ontology annotation, molecular function: chromatin DNA binding. The record is from RefSeq and is a predicted model, not a curated record. The transcript is spliced from 16 exons.
UGUUUAUUGACGUUUAAUAGCGUGUAAUCCAUAUUUCGGCCAUCUUUCCUUGUUUGUUGUGCGAACGUUUUUAAGAGGGGGAUUCGAACAGGCGGUUUAGCAGGUUGCUAACAUUGUCGCACCAACUUGUGGUCACGUACCUUUGUAUUGAGUUAAACCACUGGCCUGUGUGUUAGUAAGGAAAAAUCUCCCCAAAGCCGCCUUGCUCUCCUGCUUUGUAAACACAAUAAAACUUGUUGGUUUUCAUGUACAUUUAAAAGUAUCCAAUUGUCUGACCACCCACACUACUAGCUUGGUUGCUAAACACCAACACUGACCAGCAGAAUGUGUCCAGUAGCUCACAAAAUGAAGAAAUAUGUCUUCUAAUAUGUGAUAUCUGACCUAUGUCAUAGUUUUUUGUCAUAAUAACUAAGAAUACUCUUAUUACUUGCCCAGGCCACAUCCUACGUGAAAAUUAGACACGUGCAUCAAAAGAUGGCACGUGCUUUAUGUCUCUUCUGAUAUUAACAUGCCAGUGGUGUUUGACUUAUUGUCAUAGAUUUACAAGUGUUGUAAAUAAUGACGAACAACACAAAAGCCAUUAAGUUUCUCUGCUGUAGCUAUUGGCGGCACGACAAGUUGUCUUACUAGCUGCCACCUUGGUUCCUGUAGAAGAGUGUGAUUUUGUGAGACAAUGGGGUUAGAUUUAUUGAGACUGGAUAAACAUGCUUAGCGUGAGAGAGGUAGACGGAUAUAUCGGUUUUACAGAUUAAUCGGGGCAGAUAGUUGUUUUUGGAGCUUUCGGUUAUCAGUAAAAUCUAUGGCGAUAGUUGCAGAUUGUUUAUUUAUUUAUUUAUUAUUAUUAUUGGUCAACCGAUAUGUUUUUUUUAUUUAUUUAUUUUUUUUUAUGGCCAGUGCCGAUAACCAGAGAGCAGGGUGGCCGAUUGGGCGAUACAAUGCCGAUAUAUACAAAAUGUAAUAUAGUAAAUAGCAUAAGCAUAAAAGUCCUACAAAAAAUAAUACACUCUUAUUAUUUAGCACUAUAUUUACUAAAUUUCACACAAAACUUUAUCUUUGUAAAAAAAGAAUAUUGUAUUUUAAAUGGUAGAUAGCAGUUUCUUCUGAUUUCUGUUUAUUCAGCAAAUUUUAGUUUAUUUGCACAUGAAGAAAUUGUUAAUAUAUUAGGAAGUAACAAAUACACACACUAGUCCACCUUAGCAAUCGCAUAAAAAAAUCAACCCAAUUGUACAUGCAGUGCAUAGUGAAUAAGACAUUUCCUUAAAGCACACGUGAAGUGCUUUUGCUUUGAAGUUGCGCUCGUGUGGAUCCAGUGUGAGCAGCAAUCUCCUGACAGUUCAAAUGACCUGGAUCACCUGCUUGGAUUGUCACGGAUUGACCGUCAUGAUUUGUGAAUCAGAGGAACGUUUGAUCCUGAUCUUUUGAUUCUGGCUGAUAGAAGACAUGCUUCAGAGGAAGAUAUUAGAUGAGCGCUUGAUGGGAAGAAAAUGCUGGAUUUUCGUGAGAACCAACACAAAUAUACAGAUUUCUUCGGACAAGGAAUCUUAUAGCACCAAUCUUCCUGCACAGAAGUCUUACAUACAUGUCUCACAGAAACUCAAGAACAAGUACAAAAAGAAAGAACUUCAAUGUGAAUGAUCUGCUGUUUAAAGUAGAGAAGUCAAAAGUGGAUCAGGAAUCCCACAAUAUGGCUUCAAACCUGCAGCUUACAUUCACUGGAUUCUUCCAUAAAACUGAGAAGCAAUUGCAAAACUCAGAGAAUGAAGAAAACUCAGUGUCUGUAGAAGUGCUACUUGUCAAAGUCUGCCACAAGAAGAGAAAGGAUGUGAGUUGCCCAGUGAAGCAAGUGCCUACAGGUAAAAAGCAGGUGCCUCUGAAUCCAGACAGCAGUCAGACCAAGCUGGGAGCUUUUCCCACACUGGUAGUGCCCAGCCAUGAGUUUGAACCCAGUAACAGCCACAUGGUGAAGUCCUACUCCCUUCUGUUCAGAGUGUCUCGUCCAGGGGGAGGAGAGCUCAAUGGUGUGACCAACAGAGAUACCAAUGUUAUUGAAGAGUUGUCCAGCAGAAAGAAGAGAUAUGCUUCUCAUCCGGAUGAUGGAGAAACUACAUUUGUGGCACAGAUGACAGUUUUUGAUAAAAACAGACGUCUCCAGCUUUUGGAUGGUGAGUAUGAAGUCUCUAUGCAGGAGAUGGAGGAGAGUCCUGUAGGCAAGAAAAGGGCAACAUGGGAAACCAUUCUAGAUGGGAAGUGGCUACCACCCUUCAAAACCUUUUCUCAGGGACCCACAUUGCAGUUCACUUUACGAUGGACCAAUGACACAGCAGACAGAGGAACGGCACCAGUAGCCAAACCACUUGCCACACGCAACUCUGAAUCCAGCACAGUGGACAGCAAGCCAAGCAAUGUUAAGCCUCCACAUGCAGUAGCUGUUAAUGAUUCAGUUGGCGCUGAUCAGCCAGUAAGAAGAGAACACAGUUAUGUUGAACCUCGUCAGAAACUAUGUGUCUAUUAUCAGUUCCUGUACAACAAAAACACACGGCAACAGACAGAGGCCAGAGAUGACCUGCACUGUCCCUGGUGCACGCUGAACUGCCGUAAGCUCUACAGCCUCCUCAAGCACCUCAAACUCUCGCAUAGUCGCUUCAUCUUCAACUACGUGCCACACCCUAAAGGAGCCAGGAUAGAUGUGUCGAUUAAUGAAUGCUAUGACGGCUCUUACGUGGGGAACCCUCAGGAUAUCCACUGCCAGCCUGGCUUUGCCUUCAGCCGUAACGGACCAGUGAAGAGGACUGCAGUCACACAUUACCUUGUCUGCAGGCCCAAGCGCUCAGAGCCCAACCUCUCUGAGUUCCUGGAGUCAGAGGAUGGAGAACAGGAGCAGCAGCGGACUUACAUCAGCGGCCACAUCCGCCUUUACUUCCACAGUGACAGCUGCAUGCCGCUCAGACCACAGGAAAUGGAAGUGGACAGUGAGGAUGAGAGGGACCCAGAGUGGCUCAGGGAGAAGACUGCUAUGCAAAUCGAGGAGUUCAUGGAUGUCAAUGAGGGAGAGAAAGAGGUGAUGAAACUGUGGAACCUGCAUGUAAUGAAACAUGGAUUCAUAGCUGACAACCAAAUGAAUCACGCUUGCAUGUUAUUUGUGGAGCAGCACGGCACCACCAUCAUCGACAAGAAUCUGUGCCGAAACGUUCUGCUCCAUCUGGUUAGCAUGCACGAUUUUGGCUUAGUGACUACUGUGACCAUAGAUAAGGCCAUGGCUUACCUGAGAGAUUUGAAAUGGAAAAAUGAUGGCCAGGAGCAACCCAAACUUCAAGAUGGUGCCUGCAGUGAUCCUGCCACUGAUAGUGUUUCCAGCAGGGAUGGGGAAGUCAGUGUAUCGAUCACUGAAACAUCCCACCAGUGAUUUGAUCCAUCUCAGACUCUGCAUUGAUUCUGAUGUCGGUGGGCAUCAGAUGCAACCACAUUCUGCAUAGGCACUGGGUUAAAAGUGAAAAGAGUUAGGAAAAGGUUGUGUGGUUUAAUGGGAGCCAUGAUCAUAAUCUGCAGAUUGUGAUUUUGGCCUGAUGUCAUCAGAGUUGUAAAAAGCAAUUACUUGAAGAUGCCAUUAGUCUGCAUUAGCUGGUAAUUUCUAAAAUCACCCUCUGUUUUUGUUUCUGUACCCACACAACCUUGUAGCUCUAGCACAUUUUUAGCACUUGCUUUAGGUGCUUGUUUUUAAGAGAACUAUGAAAAGAUUUUUUUUUUAAUAUAUUUUGAAUAUAUUGAGGAUUGAAAUGGCUCCCACAAGCUUGCUUUUAUUGUAUUUUCACAGGGGUUGGUAAACUCAUUCUGAAAACUUGAACCUUUUAGUUUUGCCUGUGUAUUGGGUUUUUUUGUGGGUAGUUUUUCAGCAUUCAUUUGAUACUGUGGCUUGUGCCACCCCUAGAUAUCAAAUGUUUUUUUUUUUUUUUUUUCCUCUGCAAUUCUUGUGGACCAAAGUUUUGUUGGUCUGCACUUGGUGGCUAAAGUGAAAUUAACCACAUCAGUUUAGCACCACACUAGAAGGCUUCACAUGACUGUAUCUUCGGAAGCUCGGAUCGAGGAAUGACUUGUCAGGAUCAUGGGUGCUGCAAUCUACAUUAACUGCAUUGUUUAUCAAGUUUGUCAUAGCCUUAACAAUUCCACUGACCUUGCAACACAUAUACAUACAGGUACAGGGUACUAAAAACAAAGCAGGUGCGAUGCCUUGCAUAAAUGUUUACACUUGCCUUACUCAUGGAAACAUGGACUUUAAAAGCAGGGUUUGAACUUCUGGUGUACUACUUGGAUCCAUAGCUUGUUGUGCAGAUUUAGACGAGUUAAGCACAGGUUUCAAUUUCAUUCAUGUUUGUGUAAUUUCAGUGACUCUGUACUGCUCCCCACGUUGUAUCCAUUUACAUCCAGAUGCAUUUAGUUUAUCACCAUGCAUCUACUCUGCAUAGUUGUUUUCUUUAAAUUUACCUUGGAUCCAGUUGUCUUUCAUGGUGCCCAUGUUUAAAAAAUGCUUUCAGGCGUUUAUGAGCAAACAUCUUGUAACAUGUAUAUAAGUUUAGUAAUAUGAUGGUUGAUGUCUGAAGGAAAAUAAUUUUAGACCAAAGUGAAAUGGCUACAAUGUUUCUAGUUUAUUUUGAAGAUUUCAACUCAGCGUAUGUCCUUAUAGUUUUUUGUUGUGUUGCUGUAUGCAUAUGUUUUAAAAGAAGGUAGUCUGUUUAUACAUCUUUUACGGCUUUACUUUGCUAUAACUGUGCACUGGUUAAAGAAUUGAGAUCAUUUUUGGUUUACUGGAGGUCAAUUACUUUAUUUGAAACAGUUGUAUAACUGCAAUUGCAUAACGCUCACAAUACUUGCAUACAAUGUGAAACCAGCAUCAAU